Volvox carteri f. nagariensis is the source of this 1323-nucleotide messenger RNA. RefSeq lists its product as uncharacterized. Lineage: Eukaryota; Viridiplantae; Chlorophyta; Chlorophyceae; Chlamydomonadales; Volvocaceae. Bases 97 to 1323 code for a protein of 408 amino acids. Gene Ontology annotation, molecular function: protein binding. The record is from RefSeq and is a predicted model, not a curated record. The transcript has 8 exons.
GAAGUAAUGCAUGGUGAAUAUUAGCCUUUUUUAUGUCUAGGUGGUUGUCAGCAUAAAGACAACCUCUGUUGUUCCUUGUCUUGGUGGCGAGACACUAUGGCCCGCGGACGCCUCGAGGCAGCGCAGAUGGCUGCAGAAGAUGAAGAUGUAGACAUUAUAGAAGGAGACGUUGUUGACGACCUUGAAGGCGAGGACCCUGAUUAUGGGAGUGAGGGCGAGGGUGAUGGAGAUGACACUCAGAGCGACGACCGUAUCCGCACCGUGCUGGAAGAUGACUCGUUCCACUGCUUUGAUGGGCACCAAGAUGCCGUGGUAUCAGUAGCAUGGAACCCUGCUCUACCUGAUGUGGUCGCGACUGGUGGUUGCGACGACACGGCAUAUCUGUGGCGUGUGGGUCAAGACGCUUUUGAGGAAAGCGCUGGCAGCCUUGGUACCUACGAGCUGGCAGGGCACACGGACACGGUUGCGGCCCUUGCGUUCAGCAGCUCGGGUACCAUGCUGGCGACAGCUGGAAUGGACGGCAUCUGCAAAGUGUGGCGGGUGGCUGAUGGUCGGCUGGUUCAUUCCCUGGAGGGCAGUGGGGGGGCGUUGCAGUGGCUGUCCUGGCACCCCCGGGGGGAGGUAGUGGUGGCGGGCACGGAUGACUGCAUGGCUUACAUGUGGAACGCGGCCACGGGGGCGGUCAUGCAGGUGUUCAGUGGCCACUGCGGGGUUGUUAGCGCGGGCUGCUUUACCCCGGAUGGAAAGUCGGUGGUCAGUGUGGGUGGCGAGGAUGACGCCAGUCUCAGAGUGUGGAACCCCCGGACCGGAGAGUGCACUCUCACGAUACAGGGCCACCCCUUCCACGACAGCGGCAUCACGUGUUUAGGUCUGCAUAGAGACGGUGGGGGGGCGGCCAUUACGGGGGGAGAUGACGGCUGUGUCUGCAUCUCCAACAUCGCUACGGGGAGAGUGGGAGGAAGGCUGACAGGUCAUGAAGAUUCAGUGGAGGCUGUGGGGCUGUCUGCUCAUCUGCCCCUGGCUGCCUCGGCCUCCCUGGACGGCAAGCUACUAGUCUGGGAUUGUGGCACACUGAGCCAACGGGGCUGCUGCGAACAUCCCACUUCCGUCACCCGGAUGGUGUGGCACCCCACCGAGCCACUGGUCUUUACCGCCUGUCUGGACGGCGCGUCGCGUUGCUGGGACUUGCGUACGGCAACAUGUGUACGUACGUACGGCGGACACGAGGAUGCUGUACAGGACAUUUGCCUGAGCCCAGACGGCUCCAUGCUGCUCACAGGCGCGGACGAUGGCACUGCGCGUGUGUUCAAAGUGCAGCCCUAG